Messenger RNA from Triplophysa rosa, 1237 nucleotides. RefSeq names its product troponin I4b, tandem duplicate 3 (gene tnni4b.3). Gene Ontology annotation, biological process: muscle contraction. The transcript is spliced from 7 exons. Bases 233 to 799 code for a protein of 188 amino acids. Gene Ontology annotation, cellular component: troponin complex. Lineage: Eukaryota; Metazoa; Chordata; Actinopteri; Cypriniformes; Nemacheilidae. The record is from RefSeq and is a predicted model, not a curated record.
AUGGUGAGGACAGUGGUCUAUUUUAGUGAUCCUCUCAUGAGCCCAUCAAAAUCUAUAAAUUUGCUCAGUUUCUUCAAGGCGGCCAAAGCCAGACGUCCAUCUUCUGCAAGGAAAUAAAACAAAGCCACAAACAUGUCUGAAUCUGCGUAAGUAUUUGUAGAAAUCUAUAUUUAUCUAUUUAUAUUGUAUAUAUAAAAUAGUUCAACUGAAUAUCUCACUUGUUUCAUUGUGUAUGUUUGUAUGUGUAUUUGGCCCAUUCUGUGUCAGUCCGAGAAAGCCAAAGAUUUCGGCAUCCCGGCGACUGUUUUUAAAGACCAAAUUACUGAAGAAGGCCACCACCCUACUGACUGAAGAGAAGGAACAGAAAAAUAUUGAGAGAGAGAGAACGCUGAAUGAGAGAGUUCCACCACUCAAACUGUCUGGACUCUCUGUACAGGAUUUACAGAAUCUGUGCAAAGAACAACAUCAAAAAAUCGAUGUUGUGGAUGAGGAACGAUACGACAUUGAAGCUAAAGUGAAAAAAAAUGAAAAGGAGAUUGCAGAAUUGAACCAUAAAAUCUUCGAGCUGAAGGGCAAAAUGAAGAGGCCAGCGUUGAAGAGGGUCAGAGUUUCUGCUGAUGCUAUGCUUGGAGCUUUGCUGGGGGGCAAACACAAGGAAUCAAUUGACUUUAAGGCUAACCUCAAGACGGUCAAAAAGGAAGAGGAAAAGAAAGAAGAAGUGACUGACUGGCGUAAAAAUGUGGAUGCCAUGUCAGGCAUGGAGGGCAGGAAGAAGUUGUUUGCUGGACCAAAUGCCUAAUAAUAAACAUCUAAUAUAAAGGCAAUUUGUUUGAAAACUAUUGAUAUGCUUAACUACUACUAUAGUUAUUAUAGUUUUACUAUAGUGUUUUAUUGUAACACUGAGUAAAAAUACGACGCUGUUGUACAUAACCAUGGUUAUUAUUUUAAAUAUUUAAACAUUAUGUGUUUUAUUGUUACACUGAGUAAAAAUACGACACUGUUGUACAUAACCAUGGUUAUUAUUUUAAAUAUUUAAACAUUAUGUGCUUCCACAUAUAAAGCACCUAUGAUAAUAUAUGAUUAUUAUAUAAUUGCUCUUUGUCUUUAUAUAAUAGUAUUUAUAUUAUAAUGACAUUUCACAUAAUUAUGUGAUCAGUUGUGUGUUGUGAUGAGCAAUAAAGAUAACUCUGCGUUUAUAAAAUACAGAGUAAUUACAGGCUUUUCGUUUCGUCUCUAU